Molecule: messenger RNA, 429 nt
Organism: Phaeoacremonium minimum UCRPA7
Lineage: Eukaryota; Fungi; Ascomycota; Sordariomycetes; Togniniales; Togniniaceae
Product: putative histone h2a protein
Exons: 3
Coding region: 1-429 (142 amino acids)
Cellular component (GO): nucleosome
Molecular function (GO): DNA binding; protein heterodimerization activity; structural constituent of chromatin
Source: RefSeq, a predicted model, not a curated record
AUGGCUGGCGGAAAGGGCAAGUCUUCUGGUGGCAAGAGCUCCGGCGGCAAGACGUCCGUCGAUGGCCCCAAGAAGCAGCAGAGCCACUCUGCUCGCGCUGGUCUUCAGUUCCCUUGCGGUCGUGUCAAGCGUUUCUUGAAGUCCAACACUCAGAACAAGAUGCGUGUUGGAGCCAAGGCCGCCGUCUAUGUCACCGCCGUUCUCGAGUACCUGACCGCUGAAGUCCUCGAACUUGCAGGCAACGCCGCCAAGGACCUCAAAGUCAAGCGUAUCACUCCCCGUCAUCUCCAGCUCGCCAUCCGCGGUGACGAAGAGCUCGACACUCUCAUCCGCGCCACCAUCGCCUUCGGUGGUGUCCUCCCCCACAUCAACCGUGCUCUCCUGCUCAAGGUCGAACAGAAGAAGAAGAACAAGGCCCCCGAGGCGUAA